UCCGGUGGCUGUGGAAGGCGGGUGAGCUGCAUCGAUCGCGUGACGGAGCCUGCGCCAGCCGCCGUCGUCAUGUCGGUGAUCAAGGAGCACAGCAAAGAUGCCGGCCCGCUGCAGCGGUAUUUGGCAGAGCAUAUGACGCCACUGAAUCCGCACCUCGUCAAGUUGCGCGCUGCCAGCCUGCAUGACGUAGACCACGCCAUGCUGAGCGCCUCCGACCAGAUGAACUUUCUACAGCUGCUGCUAAAGACGCUUGGCGCCAAGAAGACACUCGACGUUGGGGUGUUCACGGGAUACAGCGCUCUGGCCGCCGCUCUCGUCCUGCCACCUGACGGCAAAGUUACUGCCUGUGACGUCACAGACAAAUGGUUGAACAAAUAUGGUCGUCCAGUAUGGCAAGAGGCCGGUGUGGAGAACAAAAUCGACCUGAGGAUCGCCCCAGCCACCGAAACUCUUCAGGCGCUGAUCAACGGAGGCGAGGCUGGCACCUUCGACUACGCCUUCAUCGACGCCGACAAGACCAACUACCUCAACUACUACGAGUUAACGCUGCAACUGCUGCGCGUUGGCGGCAUCCUGGUCGCCGACAACGCCCUCAGAGGCGCCAGGGUGCUGGGGGAUGAGGACGCCAUGGACGAGAACACGCGCACCAUCCACGAGAUGAACAAACGGGCCUCCUCAGACCCACGAGUCCACGCCAGCCUGCUCAACCUUGGCGACGGCGUGUUGUUUUGCCGACGCGUCAAAUAAGGCGUGGGCAGAAACGCUGGUGACGAGAAGCGGUAGAUUUGGGAGCAGAAGGGGCAGCUGUCCGCCCACAUCUGCGGAAAGUUGGCUUUGAUUUUAUGCGAAUGUAUUAACAGACGUCAUAGUUUUAAAAGCCGUCUUCCAAAUGAGCUGUUAGCAUACGCAUUC
Messenger RNA from Pollicipes pollicipes, 912 nucleotides. RefSeq names its product putative caffeoyl-CoA O-methyltransferase 2. The record is from RefSeq and is a predicted model, not a curated record. Gene Ontology annotation, molecular function: S-adenosylmethionine-dependent methyltransferase activity; O-methyltransferase activity. Bases 70 to 747 code for a protein of 225 amino acids. The transcript has 3 exons. Lineage: Eukaryota; Metazoa; Arthropoda; Thecostraca; Pollicipedomorpha; Pollicipedidae.